Messenger RNA from Amaranthus tricolor (Joseph's coat), 2655 nucleotides. RefSeq names its product cytochrome P450 734A1-like. Bases 277 to 2073 code for a protein of 598 amino acids. Gene Ontology annotation, molecular function: oxidoreductase activity, acting on paired donors, with incorporation or reduction of molecular oxygen; iron ion binding; heme binding. The record is from RefSeq and is a predicted model, not a curated record. Gene Ontology annotation, biological process: brassinosteroid homeostasis; brassinosteroid metabolic process. NCBI's taxonomy places the organism in Eukaryota, Viridiplantae, Streptophyta, Magnoliopsida, Caryophyllales, Amaranthaceae. The transcript has 5 exons.
UGCCAAGCUCCCUAUUAAAGAGUAAGCGCACCAUAAAAUCUACAACACAUUCUUCCAAUACAAAAAAGAACAACAAACUCCUAAACCCCAAACCCCAUCCAAAAUUCUAAAUCCAAAAAAAUAAAAAAUAAAAAAAUAUCCAUAUAUGAAAAUUAGUGUACUCCCUUCAUAACCAGUUGUGCUCUGUUUUCAGAGAGGAAAACAAGAACAAAAAAAAAAAAAAAAAAAAAAAAAAAAAAAACAGAGAAAAAAGAGAUAUAAAAAGAAGAGACCAAAAUGGAUGAUUAUGGGUUAUUGGGAAUUUUAAUGAUCUCAAAAUCAUUAAUAUUAUCAUUGAUUUUAUGGGUUUUAGCAAUGAGAAUAAUGGUAGUUUUAUGGUGGAGACCAAGAAAAAUAGAGUCUCAUUUUGCCAAACAGGGAAUUAAAGGACCUCCAUACCAAUUUUUCAUUGGCAAUGUCAAAGAAAUUGUUCAACUCAUGUUGCAGGCUUCUUCUCAUCCUAUGCCUUUGUCUCAUAAUAUUCUUCCUAGAGUCUUCUCUUUUUACCAUAAAUGGAGAAAAAUUUAUGGUGCAACAUUUCUUGUGUGGUUCGGACCCACAGCUCGCUUAACUGUCUCAGAUCCAGAUCUUAUAAGAGAAAUCUUUAGUUCCAAAACUGAAUUGUAUGAGAAAAUCGAAGCCAACCCAUUAAUGAAACAAGUAGAAGGUAAUGGGCUAAUUAGCCUUAAAGGUGAGAAAUGGGCGCACCAUCGGAAAAUUAUAACUCCCACCUUCCACAUGGAAAAUCUUAAGUUGUUGAUACCAAUGGUGGGAAAAAGUGUAGAGGAAAUGCUAGACAAGUGGAACCAUAUGAUGAGGGAAAAAGGAGAUAGAGAGGUGGAAAUCGAAGUUUCAGAGUGGUUUCAGGGGUUGACAGAGGAUGUGAUAACAAGAAUGACAUUUGGAAGUAGCUAUGAACAAGGGAAAGCCAUUUUUAAGUUACAAAGCCAACAAAUGAUCCUUGCUGCUGAGGCUUUUCAAAAGGUUCUCAUUCCUGGUUAUAGGUUUCUACCAACAAAGAGGAAUUUGAAGUCUUGGAGAUUAGAAAAGGAGAUUAGAAGAUCAUUAGUAAAGCUGAUUGAGAAAAGAAAAUCAGAGAAUUUCAAUCAAAACUAUAUUAUUAAUGAUAAUUUUAUUAUUGCCCAUAAUAAUAAUAAUAAUAAUAAUAAUAAUAAUAAUAAUAUUGGAUCAGAGGAAGGAGGAAGUGGUGGGCCCAAGGAUUUACUGGGACUAAUGAUCCAGGCUGGGAUGAGAGAGAAUGAUAUAAAUGACACUCCAGAAAUUGCCUUCAAUUCUUCAUUAUCAUCCUCAUUAAAUCAUUCCCCACAAUUAUCAAACACUAAUUAUAUUAUUAAUGAUAAUCAAAGCAAUAAUAGUAUAACCGUUGAUGAUAUUGUCGAAGAAUGUAAGAGUUUCUUCUUUGCUGGGAAACAAACGACGUCGAAUCUGCUGACGUGGACAACUGUGUUAUUAGCAAUGCAUCCACAGUGGCAAGAGCUGGCACGUGAGGAGGUCUUAAGAGUGUGCACAUCACGUGACAUCCCUUCUAAGGAUGAUCUUGCUAAGCUAAAAAUGUUGAGCAUGAUUUUGAAUGAGUCCUUGCGUUUGUACCCACCAGCAAUCGCAACAAUUAGAAGGGCAAAAUAUGAUGUUGAGCUCGGUGGAUGUAGGGUCCCACGUGGAACUGAGCUACUUGUCCCAAUCCUAGCUGUUCAUCAUGAUCAAUCAAUAUGGGGGAAAGACGCUAAUGAUUUCAAUCCCCUACGUUUCGCUGAUGGUGUUUCUCGUGCAGCCAAUCAUCCGGUUGCUUUCAUUCCUUUCGGUCUUGGGGUUCGCACUUGCAUUGGACAAAAUCUUGCUAUUGUACAAGCCAAGCUUGUGCUCAUUACGUUACUACGACGCUUCUCCUUUACAUUGGCCUCAUCUUAUCAACAUGCACCAACAGUAUUGAUGCUUUUAUACCCACAGCAUGGCGCACCAAUUGUGUUCCGAAAAUUGGUGGGGGACGAUAGAGGCGAUGUGGGCCCUACUUAACAAGAUCGUGGAUUGUGAUCUAGUUGGUGAAGUGUAUGUCUAAGGGGGUUCAUCUCGUCUUUAUGUGUUUGUGCAGGGUGCUAUCUUGUUCAUAAAGUAACUAUCAAAUAUUUUUAUUUUUUCAUUAGUUAUGUACGUUGUAAUUGAGUUUAACUAAUUAACGUUUAUGAUAGGAUUAAAGCUUAAAAGAAAUUGCAAUUCAAUCACAAAUGGGUGAAAUUGCUAAUGUUUCAAUUGUCAUGAUUACUAACAUGGAGUGCUUAGUGAUUAUGAACAUCUUGUAAUCUUCUUAAGAGGUCGGAAGAUAUUAGGUGGUAGCAUCUUGACUCUUUGCUUAAACCUUUUAGGUCUAGUUAUGUGGGAUAAGGUGUUUUGGUAAGUAGUAGUUGAUAAAAAGAAGAUAAAAAGUUAGGAAAAGGUUUGAACUUGAGAGUGAUAUGUAUUUAUUUCAUAUAGUUAUUGAACUCUCAUGUAUGUAUUGUAGAACUUGGCUCAUAACUUUUGUGAAUUGGAAGAGUUAUGGUCUUAUUUAUAGCUAAUUAAGUUCAAAAAGGACAAACAUAUUAUCAUAUUUAAACCAAG